GUCAAAUAAUUGCAAAUGCUUGAGCGGUUUAUUGAUUGAAAGAUAUUUUUUCUCUUAUAUUUUAUAUACAGAAUAAUCAAGACAAGGGUUUGUCUAAUAUUGAAUAUAGUUGAUAAUAGUGAGGCCUUCAGUAAUAUGAUGAAACAGCGGCAAGAGAAGAAAAACCCCAACAUUGAUCCAGAUAAAUCCACCAAAAAACUCUUCUACAAAAAAAUCCUCACACUUUUAACCAUCCACCUAUUUUGUCUAGGUCUAGUUCGCUCUCCAAAAACCCCCAAAAACAUUUCCAAAUCAAAACCCAACAUAUCUCUCAUCUGCUUCAACACUAUCAUCUGCAUAUCUUCCGUCCUCCAAGUAUCCAGCUACAUAUUUCUAGAACCCUGGAACAAUAUCUACAUAAAAAUGGAACCUAUUCAAUUCUUCUGCCACUUGGUCCACGAUGUGUUCCUGUAUGCAUUUCUAGUUGAAAACCGUUGUAGAAUCCUGAAGGUUCUUCAAGAAAUCCAGCAUAAUUUUAGGGGGUUUGAAGGGGAGAUUUUGAGGGAGAAAAUAAGUGACGAGGGAAAAAUUAAUCGUCAAAUUUUGUUUCCGAUUUCUGCCGUUUUAAUAGCGAUCAGUAUCGCAUAUGUUUCCCAUGUUGGCGCGAAAUUACAUGAUUCCACCUUCUUGCUACCGACAUCUUUAAAGAUUUUAGGUGAAAAUAAUUCUGAUAUCAAAAAUUUGUACUACCUUUACUACUCUCUACAAAUUAUUCAAUUUAUCUGUGGAUGUUUUUCGUGUCUUCUGAACAGCGCUGGUGUGACUUUAACUAUAGCUUUGUUUGUACUCCUUGGAUCUCAGUAUGAAAUUUUGCAGAUUUGCUUUGAAAAUGUGCGAAAUCCUAGGAUGAGUAGACUUCUUUCUCCUAACGUCAAUCAAUUUAGAAAAUAUAAAGAUGAAAGACGUGAAGCUCUGAUGUUUGCUGAAGGGAACAAUAAUGGUGAUGACAUUUUCGAACAAGAUAAGGAUAAAAAAAGGAAAUUUAUUAUGUUGGCUAAUGGGAACAAUAGAGAUGAAAUUUGUGAGAGAAAUGAAAGGAGGGAAUUUAUAAUGUUUUCUGAAGGGAACAAUAAUAGCGAUGAGAUUUUUGAAGAAGAUAAAGAUGAAAGAAGGGAAUUUAUGAUGUUGGCUAAUGGGAAAAAUAGAGAUGAAAUUUUUGAAGAGUACAUACUGGAACAAAAUUUGAAGAUCUGCAUCAAGUAUCACAUGUAUUUGAAAGAGAUAGUUGCUGAUGUGCAGAAAAUUUUAAAUUCAAUAAUAUUUGUACUGUUUGCUGUAUGUGAGUUCAUGCUGUGUCUUUGUAGUUUUCAAAUUUUCCAGAUUUAUAGAGAACUUUCAUUCUUGCAACUGGCAAAAUGUUUCUCAAUGUUGACGGCAGUCCUCUUCUAUGAGUUUACUUCGUUCUGGUACGCUCAACAGCUCACCAUCAAGACUGAAAAGUUAUUCACAUCUAUCUACUUCAGUCAAUGGUAUAGUGGCUCCAAAAGAUACAAAAGCUGUAUCAGAAUAAUACUAUAUAAUACUAAAAACCCGUUCAUCCUAAAUGCUGGGAAGAUUGUGCCGGUUACAUUGGCUUCGUUUGUGCGGUCACUCCAGGCAGCCUUUUCCUACUUCAACCUGCUUCGUGCCUUGACUGAGGCGAAAUGAACUAAUUCAUAUUGAAAUAAAUAAUUAAUUUCAUUUUAAUUCGACAACACAUAACACUAGUAAGCUAUAGAUUAAUAUUAUUGAGUAGAGUAAAAACUAAUUCAAUGAAAAUCUCUGUGAUAGUUUCAUUCCAUUCAUGCACUAUUCUUCAAAUAAUAGCUUUCAAUUUAAAAAAAAAUUCAGGAACCUGUAUUACGGUACUGUAAUUUAAAAAUUGAUAAAAAUUCAUGCACUAUUUUUCAAAUGAUAGCUUUUAAUUUUCAAAAAAUGUUCAGGCUUCUGUAUUACCGUAAUUUGAAAAUUUAUAAAUGCUUUUAUGUAUUUUAGUAGUGAAAUACACAGUUUACCUGUACCAGUUAUAGAACGUUUUGUAAAACGUUGAUGUGUGGUAUAUGUUAACAAUAAGCUAUUAUGUGUGAAAUAAUAAAAUAUAAUUAGGCCUUUUCCUUGUAAAUAAUAAAUUGAAAUAAUUGAUAUUAAUCUUGCACAUCAAUUGAUUAUAUCAAUAUCUUUAAUAUCAACAGUUCAAGUAGGAUGAAGACAGAAGAAUGAAUUAAAAUAUAAUUAUCCACAAAAAAUGAAUUAUUCGCCUUUUCUUCACUCUAUAGAUUGAUUAAUUGCAUUUAUUAAGGCAAUAGAUAAUAUAGAAAUAGAUAAUGGAAAUGUGAUAAAUAGAUAAUAAAUGUGAUUUGGUUUAAGAAGGAAAAACAAAUUUCAUCAACAAAUCUUUUUAAAUAAUAUAUUUUAUUUUAUAAAUUUAUACAAGCAGUAUUUUUCAACAUCACAGUCUUUUUGAGAGCUAUGAAAACAUACAUAAUAUUUUAUUUUGAAUGCUAAUAAGAUCUCAAACUGUACAACGUUCAUUAUUUCCAGUGAAUUUUGGCAUGAGAAGUAGGUAACUCAAACACCAUUUCAUUCAUUUCUCUCCUAUCAAACUUGAUUAACUAAAGAUACGGUAAAACCUUUGGAAACACCUUAAUGUAGAGGAGUUCAUAGUGUGAAUUGAGAAAAUACACUACUUUAUUCUACAUUACUCUUUGAAUAGCACAUACAGUCCAACGCUGAUUUUCAAAGCAAAAAAAUCUUUUGAAAUCGGUAGCCUAUAUCAAGAAAUUACCUAAUUAUUUCCCAUUCAUCUAGGAUGAAUGGAUGAAUAUCGUCUAUUAUCACUUACCUCGUCAAUGGUUAUCAUUUUUUGAAGUACAAUAAUGAAACUUUAUAAAAUUCAAUCUUCAAAGUACUCUUCAUAGAUCACUUUUGCUGGGAGCGCUUCAAUAUAAUAGAAUGUUUUUUUAAAUGUGUUGUUCACCAAAAAUUAUUCCCAAUUUGUUCAUUUUUUCAAACACUUUUUCAAUACUUUAGAAGAUAUGAUCUCAUAAUAUUUCUUUAUUUGUCUCAGUGUUCAUUAAAAUCGAUGAUAAAAUACACCAUUACCACUAUAAGGACCUUCCAUAUACGGUCAGGCUUCAUUCUCAUGAGAAUCCUUAUUGAAUACGGUAUUGGAUCAGACUUGUUUG
This is a messenger RNA of Nilaparvata lugens (brown planthopper), 3203 nucleotides long. RefSeq lists its product as uncharacterized. Gene Ontology annotation, molecular function: olfactory receptor activity; odorant binding. NCBI's taxonomy places the organism in Eukaryota, Metazoa, Arthropoda, Insecta, Hemiptera, Delphacidae. The record is from RefSeq and is a predicted model, not a curated record. The transcript is spliced from 6 exons. Gene Ontology annotation, biological process: sensory perception of smell; detection of chemical stimulus involved in sensory perception of smell. Gene Ontology annotation, cellular component: plasma membrane. Bases 136 to 1686 code for a protein of 516 amino acids.